GAGAGAACUGAAUUGAUGAAGCAGUGCUUGGUGUGUAGGAUAUAUCUUGUGCCUUGUUCCGGAUGGCUGCACCUGAGAUCAAUGAUCCAAACUGCUAUCCGCUCACUGGAGUAGGAUGGGCCUCAAGCCAGAGCACAUGUCCAAAGGAAUAUCAACUGAUUGUUACAACUACAGACGGCUCCUCUGCAAAUUUUGCAAAAGGCUUUGGCCAGAAAUCAAAUUGUUAUCUGUGUGUCAGCUCACUGCUGAAUAAACAGAAUCCUCAAGGGGACAUUGUCUCAGAUAUCCAGUUACUUCCUGAUAAGAACCCUCUACCAUCAGGAUAUGCCUUCAUUUCUGAAUUCCUGGAUCCCAAGGUCACCGUGUCUAAAAAGAAACGACUAUGUAUUAAGACGGUUCCAUUCGGUGGGGCUGACACUGCUGUUUUUGAUGUCAAACUGACCGGAAAAAGCAAGCAGAUUGUACCUUUGUACACAUGUAUAGGAGAACUGAGUGGGUUUGUCAUCUGGUGUAGAAAAGGGAGGUUGGCCAAGCCAAAACCGUUGCCUAAGCCAAGAAGUAUUGCUCUUGAUAUGAGAGGGCUGUCACUGGAGAAUGAGAGCUCAAGGAAAAGGGAAGAGCUCGAUGUAGCCCCAGCACGACUUAGCAAGAGGCGCACCACUCUGGAGCACAAAGAUUCCGUGUACAGUGCAGAAAAUAUUUAUGGAAUUUCGGCGAUGGAUGGCGUCCCAUUUGUGCUGCAUCCUAGGUUUGAAAGCACCUCUGUGAAUGUACCCAGUGCUAAUAUUGCAAAUUUCCAGAUUAAGAGCCAUGCUGAAAUAGAAAAUGAGUACAACUACAGCUUCAUGACAGAGAAGACUGCAGCUGCCAGACUCCCUCCAACAGUCUCCUAGAGCAAAAGCCAUUGAGUUGCAACAGAGCCUCAGGAUGAAGCUGCCUCAUAGGUCAGGCUCACAGCAGAUUCUUACCUCUGACUCCAUGAAGCUAAAAGCCAUGAGAUUGGAUGUGGGUAUCACAAAGGUGCAAUAAAACCCACUUCAUAGAAACUGUCUAUUUUCAAGAUCAUCCCUGUACAAUCACCGUUUUGACUUUGUUUAUAUGCAUCUAAAUUGCUGCUGAUAUUUGGUUUGUUGUUGCAAGUACUGUAAUCAAGUGGGACCCACUGCAGCAUGGCAGGAGCUGCAUUCAUUUUCAAAAUCUAUAUAUAAUCUCCAUAUGAUAUAGUAGAAUAAUGUGGAAGUAAGUUAAACUUUAGAGUUUAUUCUGUUUGGGAAUGACUGUCUCCAGGAGAUUGCAAAGUACACUGAGUAUGAAGACACUAGUGGAAAGGUUUGCUAUCUGAGCUGUCACUGUCAUUACCAGCUGGGUGGAGUAACAAGGCAGGAUGUGAAAGUGUUACACAACUGCACGAGUAUGGGAAACAGUGUACCUCCCAAAUGACUGUUUCCAUUCAACCCUAAUUAGCAUAAACAUGGAAGUACAGUGAAAUUAACUCUACCCACUGUGCAGCAUGGGAAGCUUAGCUCGCCUGUAGCCAUGCCACCUCAAUUCAGAGUUGCUCUCAACUUAAUUGUGACCACCCAUCAACCCAGGGACCUUCCUUCAGUUGUUUGUUGUACACAGUUUUAAAUCAUUACUUAUGGCUUGUUGAUUUCCUUGGCUCUGUUUGAUGUCAAUAUCAGGAGAUGCAAUCAGGUAGUCUAUAUGUUCACAUGAUUACCUUCUUAAAAGGGUGAAUGUUUUAAUAAGAGGUAAGCUGAUAUCACUGUGGAUCUUCUAAAUAUAUCUAUAUUGAAAAGCUCUCGGAAGGCCCAAGUUCAAAUCCCACCUGCUCCAGAGAUAACCCAUCUGAACGAGAUUAAAAAUAUCUUUACUAAGAAUCAGAACUACCUAAUUUCUGUUUAUGAUUUUUAAAUAUUAUCCUGUAGUUUCCACAUCAGUUUUUAACAAUUAUUAAAUACUUAUAGAGAAUAA
Rhincodon typus (whale shark) is the source of this 1974-nucleotide messenger RNA. It is a transcript of the gene mvb12a, whose product is annotated as multivesicular body subunit 12A. The transcript is spliced from 9 exons. The coding region runs from base 63 to 893 and encodes 276 amino acids. NCBI's taxonomy places the organism in Eukaryota, Metazoa, Chordata, Chondrichthyes, Orectolobiformes, Rhincodontidae. Gene Ontology annotation, biological process: endosome to lysosome transport via multivesicular body sorting pathway; receptor catabolic process; virus maturation. Gene Ontology annotation, cellular component: ESCRT I complex; cytosol. The record is from RefSeq and is a predicted model, not a curated record.